Messenger RNA from Artibeus jamaicensis (Jamaican fruit-eating bat), 6332 nucleotides. RefSeq names its product PPFIA binding protein 2 (gene PPFIBP2). Gene Ontology annotation, molecular function: protein binding. Lineage: Eukaryota; Metazoa; Chordata; Mammalia; Chiroptera; Phyllostomidae. Gene Ontology annotation, biological process: neuromuscular junction development. The transcript is spliced from 28 exons. Gene Ontology annotation, cellular component: presynaptic active zone. The record is from RefSeq and is a predicted model, not a curated record. The coding region runs from base 295 to 3255 and encodes 986 amino acids.
CACGGAGGGCGGUCCCAGGGGGAAGGAAGGCGGGGGAAGCGGGUGCUCCUGGACCAGGCUCCCGUGGGUCCCCGCCCCCGUCACGUGGGCUCCAGACCCGGCCGCUGCCGGUCGGUCCGCCUGUUAGUCGGUCGGUCGGUCAGUUGGUCGGUGGGUCAGUGGCCUGCAGCUCGGCUCUCAACUCUCAUGUUCCGAAGUGGGAGGGACCCGGGAGCGGUCUGCACACCUGAGCCGCCCGGAGAGGAACGCUUCAUGCAGUAAGAGAAGGAGGAGACUGAGCCGGGAGAAGGAGUCAUGGCUUCUGAGGCCAGCCACGCGCUGGAAGCCGCCCUGGAGCAGAUGGACGGGAUCAUUGCAGGCACGAAAACAGGUGCAGAUAUUAGCGAUGGUGCCUGUGAGCCCAGACUGACCUCGCCAGCCUCCUACUUGAAUCCUUUCCCAGUGCUCCAUCUCGUUGAGGACCUGAGACUGGCCCUGGAGAUGUUGGAGCAUCCUCAGGAGAGAGCAGCGCUCCUGAGCCAGAUCCCUGGCCCCACGGCUGCCUAUAUAAAGGAGUGGUUCUCAGAGAGCUUGUCCCAGGUAAAUCACCACAGUGCUGCUAGUAAUGAAACAUACCAGGAACGCUUGGCACGUCUAGAAGGAGAUAAGGAGUCCCUCAUAUUACAGGUGAGUGUCCUCACAGACCAAGUGGAAGCCCAAGGAGAGAAGAUUCGGGACCUGGAAGUGUGUCUCGAAGGACACCAGGUGAAACUCAAUGCUGCUGAAGAGAUGCUUCAACAGGAGCUGCUAAGUCGCACAUCUCUGGAGACUCAGAAGCUCGAUCUGAUGACUGAAGUGUCUGAGCUGAAGCUCAAGCUGGUUGGCAUGGAGAAGGAGCAGAAAGAGCAGGAGGAGAAGCAGAGAAAAGCAGAGUCAGUUCUGAAUGUGAUCAGUGAGCUGCAGGAGCAGAUGUGUAGGCUGCAGCUGGACAUCCACAGGCAGAUUCAACAGCGCCUCUUACUCAGUAGGGACCACCCUGAGGAGGUGGCUGCUGGCGACGGUGUGGCUGAGCCCCAGGCCUGCAGCCAGGACUGCGCCCGUUGGGAGGGGUCACCUGAGUUACUGCAAGAGCUCAAGCACCUCAAAAUCAAGGUGGAAGAACUGGAAAAUGAACGGAGUCAGUAUGAGUGGAAGCUGAAGGCCACGAAGGCGGAGGUGGCCCAACUGCAAGAGCAGGUGGCCCUGAAGGAUGCAGAAAUUGAGCGUCUGCAUAGCCAGCUCUCCCGAACUGCAACUUUCCACAGUGAUCAUGCAGAGAAAGACCAAGAAAUUCAACGUCUGAAAAUUGGGAUGGAAACUUUACUUAUUGCCAAUGAAGAUAAGGACCGUCGGAUAGAGGAGCUCACAGUGCUGUUAAACCAGUACCGGAGGGUGAAGGAGAUCGUGCUGGCAACUCAAGGGCCUUCAGAGAGAAGUCUUUCAAUCAAUGAGGAAGAGCUGGAAGGAAGUUUCAGAAAACGGAACACUACAAAUAAAGGCCCCGAGGAAUUGUUUAAACCAGAGAUGCCUCCAAGAUGUAGCUCUCCCAUAGGGGGGCCGCCUCCACUUCCGCAGAAAUCACUGGAAACCAGGGCUCUGAAAAAACACUCCUGCAGUCUAGAAGACUUGAGAAGUGACUCCGUGGACAAGUGUGUCGAUGGGAACAAACUCUCCCCAGUGGGAGAACCCAAGCAGGACAGCCCUUUCCCGAUGGAGCACAAAUACCCCACAUUGCCUGGGAAGCUUUCAGGAGCCAUGCCCAAUGGAGAUGCUGCCAAAUCUACUCCCCUUGCCUCUCAGCCUGACCCCACAGGAAACAGCCUGCUGAGGCUGAAUCGUGGCCGGAGUGUCAGUGCCCCCGUAUUAGGAGACACAGAGAGUGGUUGGGACGACACUACUAUGGCCAACGACUUUUCCUCCACAUCUUCCGGCACCGAGUCUGGCCCCCAGUCUCCCCUGACACCAGAGGGUAAACGGAGCCCCAAAGGCAUCAGGAAGUUCUGGGGAAAAAUCCGAAGAACUCAGUCAGGAAAUUUCAACACUGAUGCCCCGGGGGUGGCAGAAUUUCGACGAGGAGGGCUUCGGGCAACUGCAGGGCCAAGACUCUCUAGGACCAGAGACACGAAGGGUCAGAAAAGUGACGCCAAUGCCCCCUUCGCCCAGUGGAGCACAGAGCGCGUGUGUGCAUGGCUGGAGGACUUCGGCCUGGCUCAGUACGUGAUCUUUGCCAGGCAGUGGGUGACUUCUGGCCACACUUUACUGACAGCUACUCCUCAGGACAUGGAAAAGGAGCUAGGAAUUAAGCACCCUCUUCAUAGGAAGAAGCUGGUUUUAGCAGUAAAAGCCAUCAACACAAAGCAGGAGGAGAAGUCUGCACUUCUAGACCACAUUUGGGUGACACGUUGGCUUGAUGAUAUCGGCUUACCCCAGUACAAAGACCAGUUUCACGAAUCCAGAGUUGACGGGCGCAUGCUGCAAUACUUAACUGUGAAUGAUCUACUCUUCUUAAAAGUCACCAGCCAACUACAUCAUCUCAGCAUCAAAUGUGCCAUCCACGUGCUGCAUGUCAACAAGUUCAACCCCCACUGCCUGCACCGGCGGCCAGCUGACGAGAGUAACCUUUCUCCUUCAGAAGUUGUGCAGUGGUCCAACCACAGGGUGAUGGAGUGGUUGCGAUCCGUGGACCUGGCAGAGUAUGCACCCAACCUCCGUGGGAGUGGCGUCCAUGGAGGUCUCAUCAUCCUGGAGCCCCGCUUCACGGGGGACACCCUGGCUAUGCUUCUCAAUAUCCCACCACAAAAGACACUUCUCAGACGCCACCUAACUACCAAAUUCAGUGCUCUGAUUGGUCCUGAGGCUGAACAGGAAAAACGAGAGAAAAUGACCUCACCAGCUUACACCCCACUGACCACCACAGCCAAAGUCCGGCCAAGGAAACUGGGAUUUUCACAUUUUGGAAACAUGAGAAAAAAGAAGUUCGAUGAAUCGACAGACUACAUUUGCCCGAUGGAGCCCAGCGACAGCAUCCCCAACAGGGUCUGUGGCGGCUACCAGGGCCUCAGCCCGCUCGAUGUGCCUGAAGUGGAUGGGCUGGACCAGAUGGUACCUUCGGAAGGCACUGUGACGCAGAUAGGGCUCCUCUCCCAAGACAUUCACCGCCUCACGACCAUGCUGAGCCAGGACCAGAUGCUGAACGACUCUAGCCUGGCUGCUCCCAACUCUGAGGACUGGAGAUGACUUCUUCAUGGCUGAGCGCCCAGAGAGGCACGUGUGGGGGCCCCGAGCUCUGCUUCACUGGGGAGCUGGCACACUGCCACUUCGCAGCCCAGACUGAGGCAGGCGGGGCACCUCGGACGUGUGUGCUGAUGUCCGGGAGGUGGCCCCAGCGCCCCUGUGUUUUCAGCUGAGCUGUGCUCCUCACCACAGCUUUUAUACCUUUUGUACUUUUAUACCUGACUGCAGACCACUUGUGCACGAGGGCAGCGAGAUGUCAGCUCAGACUCAAUGGCUCAUGCUGCUCCUGGUGACAGCUGGGAGGUUCUUACACCAAAGGGGAAGGUCUGUGAGUUCAUAAAAGCUCUGCUGGAAAAAAAGUUCUGAAUAUUCUGUAGAGACUGAGCUGGGUGAAGUGAUAAUAGGAGCCCCCUCUCUGGGCUGCUUCCAGACAGAAGCAUGUGUUCCCACUCGGGGAUCUGGUCCACAUGAGGGUAUUUGGGAUGAGAACAGGAAAGGAGCAAUGAGACUCCCUCCCCAGCCCUGGCUGCCCUCAGUCUACCCUCGGUGUGCAGAGCAAGCGUGUCUCAGGUUCUCUGUGCUGCUGGGCCUCCCAGCCUCUAGCAGAGACGUCUCCGACUCACACAGACUCACGGGCCUGGCCCCAACCCCUGCCCUCACCCCGCCCUUGCCCUAGCUGACCAGCACAGCCUCCAGCCCUUCCCUGUCAGCCUCAGACACAAUUGCCUGAUCAAACAGCUCCCCCCAGUGGAAGGCCCUUGGGAAUCUCAAAUCCAUGUUUCUGCAACAACUUUCCAUCUUCCAGAGAAGCCUGUAAACCUCAGGUGUCUCCUACCUGAGGAGAGAUGCCUGUGCCCCUAACAUGCCUGCCAGCCCACCUUGCCCCUGAGUGACUGGCUCCCCUACCUUCUCCUCCUGUGAUGGCUCUGGCUCAGGUCCCGUCUCUCCUCCUGAUUUUCACAGCUGGUCUCCUGCUUGGCCCCUUACCUUUCCAGUUGGUUCCCUCCAGACUUUCUCUACCCCAGCCCGAGUGACCUUCCCAAAGCACUGUUUUACUCGUAUAACCGUUCUGGCUAAGAACUCCUUGGUUCCAGAAUUGGCCACCGAUCAGAGUUCAAAGCCUUCAUCAGCAAGCACCCAGGCCUUUUGAAUCUUCAGCCUUCGGGAAGCCCUGCUGGAGCCUGCACGAGGGUCUUUCCCUCCCCGCGGGAUGUACUUUUCCCCUAGUCCUGCUCACAGGGCCGAAUGCUGCCUACCGAGCCCGGGAGGACGCAGCCUCUUCCAGGAAGCCUGCACCGGCAUUUCCGUUGGAGGUCCCUGUGUCCCUUGAGUCCGAGCAGGCACUAGCUCACCUUGAAGUAAUGUGUCAUCUUUCUCCCAUGCCACACCCACCCUCAACACAACUCACCAAGCACGUGCUGUGGGUGGGCUCCUGGGGCUCGCCUGGCUCAGGAGAUCCAUGCUGCUCAGUUCCCCUCCACCCACUCCUUCCUACGUCAGGUUAGUACCAUCCGUGCCAGACCAAGGAGGGCUGGGGGUAAGGCAUGACCACAGAGGUGCUUGCCUAAGGGCGCUGAUGGUCUGCUGGGGACUCAGAUCUGUUUGGGAUAAGAGUGUUCCAAAUGUCACAGAUGUUCCCGUAGAAGUCUCUAUAGCCUCAAACAGCAAGUUGUCAUUUUUCCUGGAGGACUGGACUGGGUGGGCAGGGGGCAAAAAGGAUCCAAGGCAGAGGUGAUAUUUGAAUUUUGAAAGAUGAAGCAGGUUCCCCAACCAUGCCAGAGGGGAAAGGCGUGCCAGGUGGUCUUGAAAGAUCUCAGCACAUCCCAGGAAGCCGCUGUGAGGAGAACGGAGUUUCCCAGACUCCACCCCGUAGUUGCCGGGGGCUUGUCCCACGUGCUGCGGGACGUCCGGCAGGAGCCCGGGUCUCUCCCUCUGGACGCCAAAAGCACCUCUUCUUUAGCAGUGACAACCCAGAAUGACUCCAGACUCGGCCAGAUAUUCCCCGGGAUGGGGGCAUGGCAAGAUCUCCUCUGCCUGAGAACAGCUGACGCCGGGAGUGGGCUCAGAGUGGGAGGCCCAGGGAAGGCAAAUCUGAUGCCAUGACCUGGAGCCAGACCAGGAAAGGCCUUAGAGACCAGGGCCCUGGAAUGUACCCUGGAGACCCAGGGUGGCCAGGAGGGGACCAGUGGUUUAAACAAGAGGUUUAAAGCAGGAGAUGAGCACACUGAUAUUUGUUUAAGAAAAAUAUCCGAGGGCAGGACCUUACUCAUCACGCGGAGCCCAGCAGAGAACCUUUCUCUGGGUAGAGGAUUCCGGAAGGAUGCGCCGAACACAUGCAAGUGUAGAGAUGGGCUGCCUCCGAGCACCCCACUCCCACCAGCCCUGGGGGGGGGCCACCCUGUUCUCUAGAGGGCCCUCCUCCCUGUCCCUUACCCUGGAUGUGCUGAAUAAGAAAUCCAGCGACACCAAGGUUUAGCAAGGCUGCUGCUACGCUAGUUUUUGUGAAAAGGGAAGGAGUGACUUGGAACUAAACAGACCCAGGUUUGCAGCCCAGCUCUGCCACCUGCUGGCUGAAUGACCUGGGGACAAUAACUUUGUCUCUGAGGCUCAGUUUCCUCCUCCUCUAGAACUAGAACAGAAUCUCCACAGACUGUAUGGCUUGUUAUGAGGAUUAUACAUAAUUAAGUGCAGAAGGGUUGCUGCCCCCUCUCAGGUGACCGAGAGCAGGAGCACGUCCUCCUGGCUGUGAGCAGCAGAUGGCAAGAGAGGUCACUUGUGACAUGAAAGAUUUAAGAAGUAGCUUCUGGAACCUAAAUUUACUUGCAAGUUUGGUAGCUUCUAUGUGUACCCACCCCUACCCUACCACUCCAAAAUAGGGCCUGGCAUUUAGAAGAUGCUAGCAAAAAGACCUCCUCUUACCUCCAUCUGUUGUGCAAAGUGCAGGGAGUCCGGGAUUCCCGGGGCUCACCCACCCUGCUGAUUCACCUGCUGCCCUGAUGCGUGUGUUCUGAACACCACUGCUGUUUCGGGGUCUCCCACAGUAGAAGGAAGAGAGCUCACAGGGGGGGCUGAACCUUCUA